AUGUCCUAUUUCAUAUCUCCACAAGCUCAUCCAGGUCUUCCGCCUUCCGGCCAAGGUGGGGCUGCUUCUCCAGGCUCAUCCCUUGGCCUCUAUAGUCCUGUACAGCCAGUGGUGGUGGCCUCUGGUGGACAAGGCUCACUGAGCCAGAAAGUUGAGCAGGCGACACCUGUUGCCCAGGCCUGGGGCCCGGCCCUAGCAGUGCCAGAAGCCAGGGGCUGCCCUGGGGGGGCUAGCUGGGAGCCACUGCAUCAGAAGGAGUACAUCCGGUACUACCACGAAUUUCCCAACUCAAGGCAGCCAGAGAGCCUGGGCUGGGAGGAUGGCUGCUCCGGAAGCAGAGCUCCUCACCUGGGUAGCCCCAGCAGGCCUGGGCCCCUGCUGCUGUGUGGGCUGUCAUCGGGGGCUCUGCCGAUGCCCUCUGAGGCAGCGGGGAAGGAGGCCAGCUCCCAGCCCGACAUCUGCAUCCUUACCUUGGCCAUGAUGAUUGCUGGCAUCCCCACUGUGCCGGUCCCAGGCCUACGGGAAGAGGACCUGAUUCGGGCGGCUCAAGCUUUCAUGAUGGCCCAUCCGGAGCCAGAGGGGGCUGUGGAGGGGGCGCGGUGGGAGCAGGCGCAGACCCACACAGCCUCUGGGCCGAUGGCCCUAGUGAGAUCCCGGAGGGGCCAGCCUCCUGGCUCCUGCUUGUAGCUGGAUGAAAUAGCACCAGACACAUAGGGUGGCUUCUCUGUAUGGUUUUUGGGCAGGCAGGGUUGGUGGUGUCUAUGGCAGGGAUGGGGACAGAGCAGGAGUCUCCAACCCCUGGUCUGUUAGGAACUGGGCUGCACAGCAGGAUGUGAGCGGCAGACGAGCCAGCGAAGCUUCAUCUGCUGCUCCCCAUCGCAUGUGUUACUGCCUGAACCAUCUCCACCCGCCAUGGUCCAUGGAAGAAUUGUCUUCCACGAAACCGGUCCCUGGUGCCAAAAAGGUUGGGGACUGCUGGGAUAGGGUGGUGGUUGGAGCCACUCUGACAAACACCAGCCCAUCAGGGCCCAGGGCCCAGGAAGUUUCCAGAAACCAUUAAGCCAGGAGAUAGGUCUUAUCAUAGUUACAAUGAAAAUUACCAGGGUAGGAGGCCCUGCUUGGAGAGUGGAGGCUUCUUUUGUAUUGUUUUGGUACUCAAUCAAAAGUUUUUAUAUAGGGACUUCCUAGGUGGUGCAGUGGUUAAGAAUCUGCCUACUGAUGCAGGGGCCAUUUGAUCCCUGCUCCAGGAAGAUCCCACAUGCUGCAGAGCAACUAAGCCUGUGAGCCCCCCCAAAAAAAAAGAAAAAGAAAAAGAAAAAAACAUUCUUGUACAAAGCCCUAGGCAAUGUGAAUUUUCCUCUUGCCUUUUGUUUCUCACCCUGCUGAGGGCAGGUAAUGGGAUCACAGGCAAGGAAAGAAAAUUAACUUUUAUUUGAGCACCCACCGGGCAUCAGGCCCAUUACAUGCCCACCAUCUUUUUUUAAAAAAUAUUUAUUUGGUUGCGCCAGGUCUUAGUUGUGGCAUGCGGGAUCUUCAUUGCCCUGGAUGGGAUCUUUAGUUGCACCAUGUGGGCUCUAGUUCCCUGACCACGGAUUGAACCCAGGCCCUUUGCAUUGGGAGCCUGAAGUCCCAGCCACUGGACUACCAGGGAAGUCUCCCACUGUUCUUUAAUCUUACCAAUGCUCUGCGGAAUCUCCAUUUUUACAGAUGAAAACAUUGAGGCUUAGCGAGGUGACUUGCCUGAAGUCCCAUAGCGAGUAAAAGGCAGCACCAGGCCUCAAAAUUCAGACAGGGAAGAAACCAGGAUUUGCAUGUAACGUCAGAGUCCAAAGUCUAUUCUUCCCAUAGUAUUUCCUAAACUGCCUUCUACAAGACAAAAAACUAGACAAAUGCUAAAACAGACAACAUUCAACUUUAA
This is a messenger RNA of Hippopotamus amphibius kiboko, 1918 nucleotides long. It is a transcript of the gene SPATA25, whose product is annotated as spermatogenesis associated 25. The record is from RefSeq and is a predicted model, not a curated record. NCBI's taxonomy places the organism in Eukaryota, Metazoa, Chordata, Mammalia, Artiodactyla, Hippopotamidae. The coding region runs from base 1 to 687 and encodes 228 amino acids. The transcript has 2 exons. Gene Ontology annotation, biological process: spermatogenesis.